AUGGCUGCUGCGUUUGUUGUUUUAUUCGAUUCGGAGAGAGCAAAGCGUCGGGAAAGGGUAUUUCGAGAUCGGUGUAACUCUCUAGACACAUUUAAUGACACUGAAGUUGUAGCGCGGUAUCGCUUUCCAAGGCGAUACAUUUUCGAGCUGGUUGACCUAGUGCAAGACAAAAUCCAACAUCCAACCACAAGAUCAUAUGCCAUUCCUUCACAUAUCCAAGUGUUAACAACCCUACGCUUUUUAGCCAAAGGAGAAUACUUGUCUGAGGUUGGGGAUCUUCAUGGAAUUUCAAUAUCAUCUGCUUCCAGGAUUGUCACCUCUGUUUGCUCUGCUUUGUGCGAGUCCCUAGACAAUGUAAAGUUUUCUGAGACAAAUGAAGACCUUGCAAAGGUGAAAGAGGAUUUCUAUCAAUUGGCAAGUUUUCCAAAUGUUGUUGGGGCAAUUGAUGGAACACUGAUACCCAUCCAAGGGAUGACAGGAGAUGAGGAGCCAAACUUUAUCUGUAGGAAAGGGUUUCCAGCCAUUAAUGUCCAGGGUGUUGUAGAUGCCAACCUUCGCUUUUCAAACAUAGUGGUGAGGUGGCCAGGAGCAACACACGACUCCUUUAUUCUACAGAAUUCCUCGCUACCAAACAUAAUGAGAAGAGUUAAUGGUUGGCUCUUGGGGGAUUCAGGCUAUCCACUCAGGAAAUGGCUCUUGACCCCAUUUGUAAACCCAAGGAGUCCUCAGGAGCAGAGGUACAACAAUGCCCAUUGUACUACAAGAAACACAGUAGAAAGGGCAUUUGGAGUUCUCAAGAGUAGAUUCAGAUGCAUUCACAAAACAGGAGGCAGUUUGCAGUUUGCACCUGAAAAAUGUAUAAAGAUUAUCGAGUGCUGUUUUAGGCUACACAACAAAGCCAUAGAUGCCAGAAUUCCACUAAUUGCUGGAAAUGAACCCGUCCAGCUUUAUCAAAACAAUGUUGCGUAUCAAGGCUUGGAUAAUGAUGGAAUUGCUGUGCGGCAAAGACUUGUUCAGAGGUUUUGAAAACCUUUGCUAUGUUUUAGGAUAAUAAUAUA
Molecule: messenger RNA, 1058 nt
Organism: Saccostrea echinata
Lineage: Eukaryota; Metazoa; Mollusca; Bivalvia; Ostreida; Ostreidae
Product: putative nuclease HARBI1
Exons: 4
Coding region: 1-1026 (341 amino acids)
Source: RefSeq, a predicted model, not a curated record